GCAUGAUGGUUCCUCACAGUUCAGCCAGCAUAGCCCAGGUCACCCAAUGUUUCGGUCACCAAUGGAUAGUGUGUCAUCCAGGUGGAGCUCUUCUGGCGUGUCUGUAAACAACCAGCAUUAUAAGUUGCCAGAAAAACUACAGAUUGUGAAGCCAUUAGAAGGAUCCAUGACAUUACGACAGUGGCAGCAUCUAGCCACGCCCCACUUGGGCGGCAUAUUUGAAGAAAGGGACAGCAUCCUGUUGAAGGGGGGUAACAAACUAGAUCUGUCAGGGGACAUCACUCUCAGUGACUCUGAAGAUGGAGAUCAUGCUCAUGAUGUUCAUACCCGUAAAGAGCAAGACCUGGGCUUGAUCUAUACAUUCACAGAUUCAAGGAUUCUCAAUCCUGGCGGUUACAGAGGGCAGAACAGUCUGUUAGGCUCAAG
Messenger RNA from Candidula unifasciata, 426 nucleotides. NCBI's taxonomy places the organism in Eukaryota, Metazoa, Mollusca, Gastropoda, Stylommatophora, Geomitridae. The record is from the annotation of a GenBank genome assembly.